AUGGGUGUGUCGCAAAGCACGCACUACGGCGGGGACAUUUGGCUUGCCUUGAAGGACCUCUGCCUCUCAGUGUCCCUAACAAGUUCAACGACACGUGUCUCAGUUCUGAUACUGACGUCCCUCUAUCUCCUGCAAGUGUAUCGCCGAAACCAACGAAUGACACGCAUACGAGGACCUCAGAGCCCAAGUUGGGUGUUUGGCUUGUCCAAGACAUUGCUAGAUUCUAUCGCUACUACUGAACUAUACGAACGUUGGGCCGUAGAGUACGGUCCAGUGUACAGGGUUCCCAUCGCCUUAGGAGAAUCCAGGGUCAUACUAUGGGACCCAAAAGCGGUCUCUCAUUUCUUUGCAAGAGACACGGCGUCGUAUGAACAAACUCCGUUCAACAAGCUCGCCGUUAGCAUCACUGUUGGACGAGGACUUUUGUGGUCUAAUGGUGAAAGUCACAAAAGGCAGCGCAAGGCUAUCAACCCUGCCUUUGGCCCAGCUGCCAUCCGGGGCUUAACAUAUAUCUUCCAAGAUUCCGCUCACAAGACAAUGGCCGCUUGGGACGCUGAGAUAGGAUCGAACCAGGGAACUCAUUCCGCUGUAAUUGAUGUUCAACAAUGGAUGAAUCACAUUACACUUGACAGUUUAGGCAUAGCCGUCCUGUCCCAUGACUUCGGCGCACUCCAUGGCCAUCAGUCUGAUGUCCAGUACGUCCUGAAUGCGGCUAGUUCAGCUUCCAAUGCUUCGCCCGACUUGGCCGUCCUUGCACAAAUCUUUCCUUCCGUCCUGAGGCUGCCAUUGCCUCACACACGGUUCUUCAAGAAGCUGGCCGUGAGUCUUGGUAAAAUAUGCAACGAGACGCUAUCGCGAACGCGCAAAGCAAAAGAGGCUGGCGCCGCCGAGCAAGGGGACAAAUCAUGCUUGAAUUUGCUUGUAAAAGCGGAGGAUUGUGGUGAGAGCGCGGGACUGACUCACGAAGAAGUGCUAGCCCAGGCAAGAGUUCUACUUAUCGCCGGCUUUGAGACUACCUCAGUCACCAUGACAUGGGCUUUGAUCCAACUUGCGAGGAAUCCAGACAUGCAGAUGAGGCUUCGCGACGAGUGUCUAGACUUUGGGUCAACCCCCUCAUACGACGACCUCACGAAUAAGCUUCCGUAUCUGGACGCUGUAGUGCAUGAAGUUCUUCGGCUCCACCCGUCGUUCAAAGAAGUCGCGCGAUCGGCAAUGGAAGAAGACGUGAUCCCACUCAGUGAACCCAUGCGUACGGCGGCCGGUGAAUUUACUGACAGCGUAUGCAUCCCGAAGGGGACAGAGGUCGUUAUCCCGCUCGCUGCACUCAAUUGCUCAGUUAGUAUGUGGGGGCCUAGCGCGAAAGAGUUCAAACCUUCCCGGUGGCUCAAUGAGGACAAGGACAAGGACACGUCUGGGGCUAGAGAAUCACUGCGUGGCUACCGUCGUUUAAUGACAUUUGGCGAUGGCCCGCGGAUGUGCUUGGGGCGCGUAUUUGCAGUGACAGAGUUCAAGGCCGUGCUGUUCGUGCUUGUGCGACACUUUGUGUUUGAGAUGGUGGAUGACCCUGGGGUGCAGAUUGUGGAGAGUUCUGGGCCUUUGCCAAGGCCGCUUGUGGUGGGGAAUUUUGCUGAGGUUGGAACUGUGCCUCUCCGGAUACGCCGCUAUGAGGUCUGA
Suillus clintonianus is the source of this 1674-nucleotide messenger RNA. RefSeq names its product cytochrome P450. NCBI's taxonomy places the organism in Eukaryota, Fungi, Basidiomycota, Agaricomycetes, Boletales, Suillaceae. Bases 1 to 1674 code for a protein of 557 amino acids. Gene Ontology annotation, molecular function: heme binding; iron ion binding; oxidoreductase activity, acting on paired donors, with incorporation or reduction of molecular oxygen. The record is from RefSeq and is a predicted model, not a curated record. The transcript is spliced from 12 exons.